Molecule: messenger RNA, 3349 nt
Organism: Periophthalmus magnuspinnatus
Lineage: Eukaryota; Metazoa; Chordata; Actinopteri; Gobiiformes; Gobiidae
Gene: sdc4
Product: syndecan 4
Exons: 5
Coding region: 259-891 (210 amino acids)
Biological process (GO): cell migration
Cellular component (GO): membrane; cell surface
Source: RefSeq, a predicted model, not a curated record
GGGGGGCGUGCGCGUGAGAUAUAGCCCGUGAUGAUUGUGUGUAGUUUAGACUGUUCAACGCCCCGAAAAACACACACCCGCUCCUCCUGCUCAAAGUUUGAAGAAGUUUGGAGGUUAACCGAGCAAAUUGGACUAUAUUUUUCCUCACAGAAGGGCUUCGUGAACCAGCCGUGCCUUUGUUAAAGCCUAAACGUAACGUGCCUCCGAGUUUGUGCUCUUUUUGUUGUUUUUUUUGUUGCUUUUCCACUGCUAGGAGCCAUGCUGAAGCUGUUCAUCGUGCUCUUUUUGUCCACCGCUGUUCUUUCCGAAUCGGUGAGGGAGACGGAGACGUGGAUGCCCAUGAAGACGACACAGAAGGCGUCCAUGUCCUCGCAUGAAGACAUGGAGGCGUCAGGAGACUCCCACAACGGAUCAGACUUUGGCUUUUCAGACGAUGAGGAUGAUGAUGACGUGUCUGACCCCUAUGACGAAGAGUUUUCUGGCUCCGGAGAUGGAGAACCAACAGAUCCACCUAAACCCGAGGGAAGACCAUCAGAGAAGCCAUUUGUGAACGACAACAAGAUCCCAGAUUUGGAGCGUCCGGUGCGACCCACUGUGGACGAGAAAGAAAUCAUCAAAAAGAGCAACGAAAUCCCAGGGCACAGAACCAAAACGGAGCCCGGCGAGGACCAUCCAUCCAACGUUCUCAUGUCCCACGCCACGGAAGACAGCAUCUUCAACAAAACAGAGGUUCUUGCAGCUUUGAUUGCGGGCGGUGCUGUGGGCCUCAUGUUCGCCGUUCUCCUCAUCCUCCUGCUCAUCUACCGCAUGAAGAAGAAGGACGAGGGCAGCUACGUGGUGGGGAAUAAACCCAUCUACAAGAAGGCCCCUACCACAGAGAUCUACGCAUAAACUCUGGCCGCCUCAAGAAAAAAAAACACACACCCUGACCCUUUAAAAAAAACCCAAUCAUGGCCAGUGUUGUGGCCGACAGUGCCUCAUCUUCAUCGUAACCAUACCUCUUCCUCCUCAUCCUUUCAGCUGACCGCACGCAGCCUGGUCAGCGACGCGGCGCUCGGUAACCAAUCGGGAGGAAAAGCCCCAUCGUCACAAUCAAUUGACUGACUCCUACCUUGGUGCUGUUUUGUCCAAUCAGAAGCCUUGACGGUCCUCGUGUCCCUCUGUUUCUGCUCGUGGAAAAGAAGCGGGGACUUUUUUCAACUGCCACUUCGUGCGGUACAAAGCGAUUUUGUUUUUUCUCCUGUAAUUUUUUUUUUCUCCCCAGUCGCAGAGGACUCAAAAAACCCUUUAAAUCGCUUUCUGUUCGUUUGGUUCCAGUUAAAACACUAAACACUGUGCAAUGUUUUGUCUCGGUAUGGUAGUCCUCACCAGUCCAGUUAUUUAUUUUACCGUUUUGUUCGUAUUGUAUCGACCCCGUUUCCUCCUCACGUCUUCCUCGAUCCGAUUCCUGGACUCUGAUUCAGUACUGCGACUUCAAACUUUGCUGUAGCAUGUGAAUUUAAGUUAAUUUUGUUUUUUGUCUUCUUUUUUUUUUUAACAACUCCUUGUAAAGCAGAGAGAUUUCAUAUUUUAGAUUUUGUAUUAAAGAUUUCUCAUGAUGGGAAAGAUCAGAUUGUUCGGUGAAUUUUAUUCUUCACAAACAAUCAGUAUUUCACUUUGUUAAUGGUACUUUUUUGUUUAUUGUAGUUUUUCCACGCAGUCUGUUGGAUAUUGUGGCCUAAAGUAAAAAUGACUCACUGAAUAUUUGUUUAAAGGUGUCAGAUUGUGAUUGGACCCUGAGCCGCUUAAGCCCAAGGGCCAUAAAUGUGAGACGGGAAUGAGAUGUACAGUAUGUAUGUAAAGUACUGUGUAAUACUAUAUAAAAUACUAUAAAAGGGCGACGUUACAGUUUAAGUAAAAGCGCUAGCCUAAACUAAUCCAUGUCACCUGGUAUGUGCAGUCGUCCUAUGUAACAAAAGUCCAUCCCCAGACGUGUAGGACCAGAUAAACCAGAUCAACUCAUAAUAAAAAGGGGAUUUGCCAACUCGCCCGUCACACUUCCUCUGCAGCGUGUUCUUCUGUACUUCCACAUCAAAAGCCUAACAUACAGUUUGUUUUACUUCUGUACUAAUUGCCGCCGUGGCUCCGGGGUUCUGUGAUUUACCAAAAACCGAAAUAGUCGACGGCCCGACACACCUACAUUCCACGUGAAGCGUAGUUCAGGCUAGUGUCGAACGCCUCUAACCGCAAUACAAGCUGAUCUUUGCUCUGUCGUACUCGCCUUACUCUUCAUAUAAAUGGUUAACUUAACACACAAAUCAAACCUCUAUGAUCGGACAAGCUGGUAGUGACCUUUAAGAAUAAGCUACAGUUUAAAGUUCUCCAUUUUUCAGGUGUAAGAGCGGUCUAUAAAGUCAGUUUGUUCACAUUAUGUAGUCAAAAGCUUGUAAAUAGUAACUAAAAAAAAGGUACUUAGCCACGUUCUUGGCAGCCAACGAUCUACCAAAUAUUUAAAGCCAAAUGUUUUUCUCCAUCAUCUGACUGUGCAGGAAGGUGUCCGAGUCUAACGCACCUCGUCUUUCAUUCAACUUGUCCCUUUUGUAUUAAUUUAACUGUCAAAUUAUUUUAUUGCAUUCUUUCAGGUUGGGGUACUGUCCCCUUAAGCUGAUGUACAUGUGAUUUAAAGUUUUAUAUAUACAUUAGUUUGGGAUUUCAGAAGACAAUAGUUUUGAAACUUUUUGUAAGAAUUUCUAUCUUUUAGACUUGUUUGCUUUUGUAUUUAUGUUUUUGUUUGUAGAAGAAUUGUGGUUGGCUGUCGUCCCGUCGGUCGGGGGGCGGGGGGGAUGAGCCGAUGAGCCGUGCUGCCUGAAUUGCGCUGGGGUUGAUCACCAUGAGAAACUUAGGCCAAAUAACGAAAGAAAUCUGAAUUAUGGAAACGUCUAAGUGCUAAACUGGUCUGUGUGCGCUCAAAGCUGUUAAUGCACAUGUAAAACGACACAAGGAUAAAGACGUACAGUCGCUGGCUUUUACCCGAGACCGUCGAUUAUGAAAGUUUUGGUGCCUCAGUGCGACGAUCUGACGGCCAGCGUUAGCAAAUGAAUCGGAUCCUUUGUGUCAGUGUGGGACCAGGCCUGCUAUCUGGAGUGGGCUAAGCUGACCCAGAAUAGAACAAGGUGGAAGCAUUUCAAAUGGUAAUCAGCCUCGGCUCUGCUCUCUUAGCAUGGGGGAGAUAUUACUGCUGCUUAAUGUCACAAACACCACAUGUGAAUCACCAGUGGAGUGGAGAAGCCAAUGAAUCAUUGGUUUCUGCACGCAUGUUUUGAUUUAUAAAUGGAAAUAAAGCUAUUUUUAUGCACACAAAUAUUUUAAA